Cylas formicarius (sweet potato weevil) is the source of this 2428-nucleotide messenger RNA. It is a transcript of the gene fat-spondin, whose product is annotated as spondin-1. The record is from RefSeq and is a predicted model, not a curated record. Gene Ontology annotation, molecular function: serine-type endopeptidase inhibitor activity. The transcript has 12 exons. Gene Ontology annotation, biological process: cell adhesion. Gene Ontology annotation, cellular component: extracellular matrix. NCBI's taxonomy places the organism in Eukaryota, Metazoa, Arthropoda, Insecta, Coleoptera, Brentidae. The coding region runs from base 49 to 2355 and encodes 768 amino acids.
UUAAUUUCACAUUGUAGUAUUUAGUAUUUAUUCGAAUUUUCGUGAGAAAUGAUACGAUAUACUUGGCUUUUACUUUUGUUUUGUGGUGCAUGGGCCCAGUGUCCUAGAAUACCUAGUAUAUAUCAUUCGCGCACCGACAAAAUCCCGGGCGAUAAUGGUUAUCAAAUCAAGGUGAAUGAAAAUCCGGAAAAAUAUGUACCGGGGAAAUUGUACACAUUAUUUCUGAUGGGAACAAAAUCUUUCAAUGGUCUUCAGCGUUUCACAAGAUUCACUAUAAGCGUAGAAUCGACCCAAGAUCCCGCAAAUAUUUCCCCACAAAAUGUGGGCAGCUUCCAGCUACACGGCGAUAACCUGACCACUUUUAAUGAGGAAUGCGUCAACACCAUAUCGGAAAAGAACUCUUAUCCGAAAACGGAAGUCUUUUUCAUGUGGUCAGCUCCACCGCCAGGAUCCGGAUGCGUCACUUUUAAGGCUAUGGUUUUAGAAGACGAACGUCACUGGUACGCCGACGACGGAAGUUUGAGCAAAACAUUUUGUGAGCAGACGGAUAAAGAUAUGAAGUAUGACGAGAAUGAUUGUUGUGCUUGCGACGAAGCCAAAUACAGUAUGAUAUUUGAGGGGAUCUGGUCCAAGGAAACUCAUCCCAAGGACUUUCCGUUUUCUUUGUGGCUCACUCACUUCUCUGACGUCAUAGGGGCUUCACAUGAACGAAAUUUUAGUUUUUGGGGUGAAGGACAAAUAGCGUCGGAAGGAUUCCGCAGCUUGGCAGAAUGGGGCUCCGUUAGACUGAUGGAAACGGAAUUGAGGGCCAAAGCGAAAUAUCUUAGAACAAUAAUAAAAGCGGCUGGGCUGUGGCAUCCCAACGUUAAUUCCAACACAACGGCCAGUAUUAAAGUUGAUAGAAGGCAUCAUCUAAUUUCUUUAGCGUCAAUGUUUGGACCGACUCCAGAUUGGGUGGUGGGGGUGAAUGGUCUGAACCUUUGCUUGAAAAACUGUUCGUGGAUUGAAAAUAUUGUGGUAGAUUUGUUUCCGUACGAUGCCGGGACUGAUAGUGGAGUUACAUACAUGUCACCAAACGCUGAAACGAGUCCUCGAGAACGUAUGUACAGAAUUACUACCACCUAUCCUGAAGAUCCCAGAGCACCUUUUUAUGACCCCAGCAAGAAAGAAAUGACUCCCUUAGCCAAACUGUACUUAAAAAGGGAAAAACUCAUUCCGAAAAAUUGCGACGAAAAUUUCUUAAACGCACAACUAGAUGUCAGCGAGAAUACGGAAGAUACUACUAGAGCGGAAUGUGCAGUUUCCGAAUACUCCAAUUGGAGCGACUGUUCAGUAACUUGUGGAAAGGGCCUAAGAAUGAGAACCAGAGUUUACAAAAUGCCACAAAAAGCGCAAAUGUUUCAGUGCAACCGGCAGCUGGUUUCUAAAGAAAUGUGCGUGGCUGCCGUUCCAGAAUGUAAAGAAGGAAAUGAAGAAGAAGAUUCAGUAGAAGAGCAACUUGGUGAAAACUUGGAUGGGACGUCCGGAGUUUGCAGUACAAGUCCAUGGGGUUCAUGGUCGUCAUGUUCUGUAACCUGCGGAAUUGGCUUCAAAAUGAAAACUCGGUUUUUUGUAGACAACAUGGGAAGAAAAAAAUGCCCGCAUAUUACCACUGUCGAAAAGGAAAAAUGUAUGGGUCCACCGUGCACAUCUAAAGAUUUAGAGGUCAAAGAUCCAAUGUGUCCCACGACUGAUUGGAGCGACUGGAGUCCAUGUAGCGCAUCGUGCGGAAAGGGAGUGCGGUUCCGCACCAAGUUGUUAAUGGUGGAACCGGCGCUGCAAGCCAAAUGUCAAUCCAGAGUGGAGCUUCUCCAACAAGCUCCGUGUAUGGAUACUCCCGAUUGCACGUUUGAUAUGGCCACUGCGAAAGUCGUAUGUAUGCAAGACACCGACCAAGGACCAUGCGGUGGCUAUUACAACCGGUGGUACUUCGAUUCGAGAAAACUCGUGUGCUUGCCGUUCAUUUACGGCGGUUGCAAAGGCAACAAAAACAAUUUCUUGACCCAUCAAGAAUGCACUGAUACUUGUUCUGUUGUGAAGGAAGCCCUGUCCCAAAACACUUCAACUAGAUUUCCAACCGAAGUACCGAGCCCUUAUUUCAUCCAAACAAAUUUCCCUCAGUCAGAACCCAUUGACUGUAUGGUUACUCCGUGGAGUUCGUGGAGUUCAUGUAGCGCUAGCUGUGGGCUGGGUUUUGAGCAAAGGGUAAGGAUGGUAAAAAGACCUGCGCAGAACGGAGGUACUCCCUGCCCGACCAAAUUGACGAAAAGGAGAAAAUGCUGGGCUCCAUCACCUUGUCAUCAAAUUAAUUAUUAGAAUGACUUUUAAUUAAUAUACUUACAACUUACUUGAUAUUAAAUAUAAAUUAAAUGAUAUUAAAUAUAAAUAA